Molecule: messenger RNA, 639 nt
Organism: Suillus subaureus
Lineage: Eukaryota; Fungi; Basidiomycota; Agaricomycetes; Boletales; Suillaceae
Exons: 5
Coding region: 1-639 (212 amino acids)
Source: RefSeq, a predicted model, not a curated record
AUGACAAACACGAACGUCGAAGUGGCUUUAGAGGAGGUCGAUGAGGUAAAAGAGGGAGGAGGAGGAGGCGUCCUGGAUAACGAGCAAGUGGUCUUGGGCCGAGAGCACGCAUCAUUGUCACAUCCUAAAAUUCACCCUAUAAACUACAUAAACAAGCGUUAUGGUCUUCCUUCUGCCAAAUGUCGUUCUCUCUAUCAUCGCUUUAGCUAUCCUCAAAGUAGUGAGCAUUUCUGCCCGCCCGGUUUCAGAGAAUUCAUCGAAUCCGCGAAUGAGCGACGUUACUCUGAGCAUGUCCCCCCGAUAGGCUCUGAUACAUUCAAUCCUGGAACUCUCUCUCAUCCUGCCACCGUCGCGGUCGAUCCAUUAGAAGCAAUAUUGGAUGGAUCGGGGCUCGGGGCACUUGAUGGUCAUGAUGAAGGUUCCAGUAAUACCGAUGAGGGAGAAGGACCACUAGAUGAAAUUGCCCACCUGAAGGCGAGAACCUUCCAAAUGCCUGCAUGUCGAUGUGUCGGAACCCUCAAGUACCAGAUCACGGCCAUGCCAUGGGCUCAACAUUGCAGGAAACGGAAUGAUGACCAAUUCGGCACUGCUUGCAACGAGGACAUCUUCAGAGAACGUCUCGGAGAGGCCUGCGCAUAG